AUGAAGAACAUCGUUGUCACGGUGCCGGCAUACUUCAACGACUCACAAGCCGACAGCCUCCACCAUCGCAUUCGGCCUGAACAAGAUGGGCGACGAGCGGAACGAGCUGAUCUUCGACUGGGCGGCGGCAUCUCCGACAUUUCGAUGCUGAACACCGAGGAGGGCAUCUUCUUGGUAAAGGCGACGGCGGGCAACACACACCUAGGUGGAGAGGACUCUGAUAACCGCCUGGUGAAGUACUUUGAGCAGGAGUUCAAGCCCCACCACCCCAAGAACCUGACGCAGUACCAGCGCGCGCUGCGCCGACCGAACACGACGUACAUCAAGAUCGACUCGCUGUUCGACACCAUCGAGUUCAACUCGAUCAGCACGCACGCGCGCUUCGAGAGCCUGUGCAGCGACGACUUCCGCACGACGAAUGACCCCGUGGGGAAGGAUCUGCGUGCCGCAUAG
This is a messenger RNA of Phytophthora nicotianae INRA-310, 453 nucleotides long. RefSeq lists its product as hypothetical. Gene Ontology annotation, biological process: protein refolding; cellular response to unfolded protein. The record is from RefSeq and is a predicted model, not a curated record. Lineage: Eukaryota; Oomycota; Peronosporomycetes; Peronosporales; Peronosporaceae. Bases 1 to 453 code for a protein of 150 amino acids. Gene Ontology annotation, molecular function: heat shock protein binding; misfolded protein binding; ATP hydrolysis activity. Gene Ontology annotation, cellular component: cytoplasm. The transcript has 3 exons.